UGAUUUUCCUUCAGAAAUAGAAGACACAUCGAAUUGCUUAGACGUUUGUGGUUAAUCAAUCGGAUUAAACGGCUAAAAAUUGGGUAUUUUUUUGUUUGAUUAUUUUUUUUAUUUAGCUGUCAAUAGUUUAUGAAACUCGGAAAAUAUAUACGGUUUCAUUUUUACUAAGAAAUAACCCAUAACUCAGUUUGGUUCAAAUUGAUUAAUUAGUUAAUUCCUAAAGAGCUGCAUACAAUGGCUGAUGGAGAGUAUGACAAAGAACAAUUAAGAAUUCUUCGAAAUGCUUUUAAGGCUUUUGAUCACGACGGUGCAGGGUCGAUCGACCAUGCAGAUGUAUCUAGCAUUCUUGAAAUUCUAGGUCAGAAGCUGGAGCCGCCAGCAGUUAAGGCACUCAUUAAAGAAGUAGACAAGGGAACAUCUGGUAAAUUGGAUUUCGGACAAUUUUGCAAGCUGGCGGCUCGUUUCAUUGAAGUAGAGGAGGAUUUAGGUGCACUGCAGAAUGAAUUAAAAGAAGCAUUUCGUGUUUACGAUAAGGAAGGAAAAGGUUAUCUAACGGUUGCCACACUGCGUGGUAUUCUGCACGAAUUAGAUGAUAAGAUAUCCAAUCAAGACUUGGAUUUGAUAAUAGAAGAAAUCGAUGCUGAUGGCUCAGGCACGGUUGAUUUUGAUGCACAAAUGUUUCAGAAUUUAUGCAAGUUAUGACAGGUUAAACAUCAAUAAGGCUCUAACAUAAUGGAUGGCGGCAGGUGGACAUUACGGAAUAUAACAUGUAAAUACAUACAUGUUCAAAAAACUUCCUUGUAUCUUCCUGUACAGGACAUCGUGUUUGUAAUGCCAAAACAGAAUGUAAGAAAGAUAUAUAAAUUCAAAUAAACUUUGAAGCUAUUACUUUA
Molecule: messenger RNA, 893 nt
Organism: Drosophila obscura
Lineage: Eukaryota; Metazoa; Arthropoda; Insecta; Diptera; Drosophilidae
Gene: TpnC4
Product: troponin C, isoallergen Bla g 6.0201
Exons: 5
Coding region: 235-702 (155 amino acids)
Molecular function (GO): enzyme regulator activity; calcium ion binding
Source: RefSeq, a predicted model, not a curated record